GCAGUUGUAUAUUAAUAGUGGUGGUGUUUACAUGGUUUCGGUGUAUACGUACUUUAGAAAUACAUAAGCAUUUUAAUGAUUUAAUAUCACAAGCGGAUAUAUUUUAAUAAGUGUUUAAAAAAAGUUCAUCGUCACCUGUGUUAAUCUUGUGUUACAUAAUAUUACAUCGGAUAUAAUUGAGGUGAAGACUAAUCGCUGCAAUUAUAGCAGACAUUAUAAUUACUACAAAAGUCGUCGAAAUUUUAAAGAACAUAAAGAUAAAUAUCUCCAACUGUAGAUGAAAUUUGAUAGGUUAUGACGCAAUUAACUGUUAUAUUAAGUUGUACGACACUAAAGAAAUGAAUGAUAUUAUUGAAAUAAGUGAUUCAGAGGAAGAGAACGUCGAAAAGGACAUGGAAAAUUAUUAUAAACUUAAAAAAGAUCCUGAAGGUGGAGAGAGAGAAGAUUGUCACUCUGCAGCAAUAAAUAAUAAUAUUGGUCCAACAAAUUUCUACCAAACGAUAUUUGAAAUAUGUGGUAGCUUGACAUCUGAUGAUGUCAAAGCCUUUAAUAAGAUUUUGGAACAUUCAAAUCCAAAUAAAAGCGCAAAAUUAGAAACCGGAGCUGUAGACUAUUCUGAAGAUUUAGCUAGAGUCAGAAACUUUACAAUCAAUUGUAACGAUGUCAAAAAAUCUGAAGAUUUCGAUGAAAAUUUUCAACGUGUCAGAAAUAAGUUUCGAAAUAUGUUGAAGUUUGCUGAAACUGAUGACUUCAAAGAUAAUAAGCCAACUUACAAUAAACCAUACUUAAUCGACUUACCAAAUGCCCCAAUAAAAUUGUACACUGAAUUACUUCCAAAUGACCCACGGCGAAACUACAAAAAAGUAGAAUUUGUGAAAAAUGAGGUUUUCGAUAAAAUUUCAAAGUCUUCUAAGAUAAAUCCAGAUCAUAAAUCAGGUCAUAAAUCAAGAAAGCAUUCUUCAAACACAUCUUCCAGAAGUUUAUUAAAAAAGGAAGAAAAAAAUAAAAAGCUAUCAAGUCGUGAUAAAAACGAUAUCGAAAGGGAAAAAAAAUUAGUUAAAAAGGAAGUUCGCCAAGUCUUUAUAAACAUUUGCACUGAAUUACAUCCAAAUUGCUCAUGCAAUUACAAAAAUUGCUUUUCAGUUAAAGAUCUUACAUUAAUUAAUGAUCAAAUAAACCAUAAUAUUGACGUUUCAAAUUCAAUUGCAAUUUCCUUAAAAGAAAGUUCUCAUAAAUCAAAACACCAUCGUUCUAAGACAGCUUCUAAAAGUUUAUCAAAAGAAAAUGAGAAACUUUCCAAUAAAAACAAAGAUACAGGGAAAAAGAAUGAACAAGUCAAACUUAAUGUUUCUGACUCCAUAUCUACAUCAAAUAAAAAAAUUGAUCAUAAAUCAAAGAGAUACUCUUUAAAGACCACCUCAAAAACAUUACCAAAAGAUAUUAUAAGUUCUGACAAAAAAGUUGUCGAUAAAAAGAUGCACACAAAAUUAAUGAAAGAUGAUCAAUUAAAACUUAAUGUUAAGGUUCCCAACUCUACACCAACAAAAAACAUUGAUCACAAAUCGCAAGAACAUUCUUCAAAGGCAACAACAAUAAAACAUUUACUAAAAGAAAUUGCGCAACUUCCAGAUAGCAUAACAAAUUCUGAUAAAAACUUCAACGAGAGAAAGAAAAGGAAACACAAAAAUAAAGACGAUAUAUUUUGUCGGGAUAAAGUACCAAAAAAACAUAAACAAGGUAUUAAAAUAAAUCAUACAACAGAAUGUAUUGAUAACAUAAUGUUUGAAAAAACUGAAUCGUUGGUAACGGAAUCUCCAACAAAACAUACAGCGUCAAUAUCAAUACUAUCAAAUCUAUACAACAAAGCAACAUUAACAUUUAUAAAUACCCUAAAUGAUUCUAAAAAUAUCGCGAUACCACCCGAUUUUAAUGCACUUGUAAGAAAAUUUACUGACUAUCUUGUGUGGUUUUUUGAAAUAACUAAACGUAUAAAAAUUCUAAAUUGUUUAACUCAAUAUCGAGACGACUUAAAGCAAAAGUUUAGAGAUACUUGCAAACGUAUUCAGUGUACAAAUAUUGACGUGAAAGAACUAAUUAAGAGAGUUUUUGAAAAAAUUGCUAUGGCCAAUAUUCGUUGUUCGAUGCGUGACGUUAUUUCGACGUUGAAAAUUACUUUUGAUGGAAACAACACAAACGAAUUGUGUAGAAAAAUUAAUCAAUUGGUGGAGAAGGAAUCAGAUUCCUUUUUAAGCGAGAAUAAAAAUAUAGAGCUAAAUGUUGAUGGUGAUGAUUCUUUGAUAACUGUUACUAAAUACAGAAUUACUUCACCUUAUUUGCCAAGUGAAACCAGUAAUUUAGGAGAUUUGGCAAAAGGUACUGCUACAACAACAAAUUCACCAAUUAUAUAUAGUUCACCAAAUAUUUUUCAACCAUCACGCAAAAUAAUUAAACCAAAAAGUCAGAGACGUAAACGUGAUAUCAAUCCAGUUGUAUCGCAAUGUGAUAUCACCCGAAAUAUCGCCCCAAUUCAGUCUACUAUUUUAUGUUCUGAAAAUUUACAACUAAAUCAAACACUAUCUUCGCGGAGUUUAAAUCAAUCAAAUUUUAAUGGUUCCAAUCAACAACCAAAGCAUUGUCAAAUGACGUCAAAAGAAAAUCAACGUCAAGACCCCAAUAAUUUACUGCGACAAUCAAAUAUAAGAGAUCCUCCGUUUGUCAACAAAAGUCAAGGAACUCUGUCUGUAAGGAAGGAUUUAUUUAAACCAUAUUUAAAGAAUAUGAACAAUCGCGCCACGAAUAAAAGGAAUGUACUGAAAUUGCAAAUUUCGCAGAAUUCAAAGUCACGUACCACAUCAAUUGAUAGCGGUUAUGGCUAUAGCCCAGUGGACAAUUUAAGCUUUAAUUUACCAUGUAGCUAUUGUAAUAUGAUAGCUCUAUUUGAAUGUCCUUGUAAAAGAAAGGUGUAUUGUUCAUUGAUAUGUCAGAAAACCGAUUGGUACGCUACACAUGAAAAGGAACAUAAUUAAGCUAAAUCGUUAAUGUUCGUAAUUUUCUUUUAUAAUAUUUAUAAAUCAACGUUACACUUUAUCUAAGUAUUAUUUUA
Onthophagus taurus is the source of this 3103-nucleotide messenger RNA. Its product is annotated as repetitive organellar protein-like. The record is from RefSeq and is a predicted model, not a curated record. Lineage: Eukaryota; Metazoa; Arthropoda; Insecta; Coleoptera; Scarabaeidae.